Messenger RNA from Heterobilharzia americana, 1761 nucleotides. The record is from the annotation of a GenBank genome assembly. NCBI's taxonomy places the organism in Eukaryota, Metazoa, Platyhelminthes, Trematoda, Strigeidida, Schistosomatidae.
AUGACUCUGUCUGUAUUGCCCAAUUUGUCUAUCAGGCCACAAACUAUUGCUUCGUCCAUAACAAUACCACCGUUUACAACAGCACUUUCCCUUGUGUCUUCGUCUUCAACAUCAACCAUGCAUGCAACAAAUGUGCCAAGUACUAAGCCGUCACAGAGUCAAAUAGCCAAUGAUCAAUUAUUAUCACCAAAUCACUCGAUAUUAUAUGAUUUCUUACCACAUGAAGAUCCAUUCUCAAUUAAUUUAAAUGAUAUUACAAUACUAAAAUCAACUGAGUCAAGUGAUACAAGGACAGUGGAUACACAACUACCUAAAUCAGAAGCUGAAUCGAGCAGAAUACAGUUGAGUGACUUUCUGCAAACAUUUGGAUUAACAAGCAGUUCAAAUGAACCUAUAGAUUUGGUUAAAUCCGUAAUAAAAUCCAGUGAAAAUGAAACCUAUGGAUGUUUAUUCUUGGAUGAGUUGCGUUCGAAAGCUCCAACGUUUCCUACCACCAGUACGACUCAAACGUCAGUUUGUACAACUUCAACACCUGCAACAACAACAGCACUAUCUCCAGCUAAAACAAAACCAGUUGUAACCACUACUACAGAGAUAGGAACUAAGACAUAUGAUUCAUUGUUCUCUCAUUUUGAUGUCUGUGUUACACGUAUAAACUCUGGUCUGGAACCCAUUCAUGUUGCGUCGUUGGAUCAGUGGAGCUCUAGUAGUUCUGAAAGUACCACAGGGGUUAUAAUUCGCUCAGACUUAACACCACACACGUCAACUACAUGUCACCAUUCUGUACCUUGUAUUAACUCUAGCAAUCCUAUGUUACAGCAUUCAUUAACGUGCCCUCAUGCAUCGAAAACUAUACAUUUGGGCAGGUUACAAAUUAUUCACAUCCAUCAGAUGGACAUGCAAUAUCUGUUAACUACAGAACGGGAUGUAAGCAGGCAGUUGACGCAAAGCACUUGGCGUCGCAUAAUAAUGUAUCAGCUAAAUCUAAUAUCAGAAACACUUACAAAACAUGAACAUGUAUGUGCUCAUGGUCAUCAUUUAUCAAAUUCUAUUCCUGCUGGAAUUCAUCUUAGUGAAUUAGAGGAUUCACGUCCAUCUACAUCACACCAUGUGCACAGUAUAACACCUAUGGAAAGUGUAAAGCGAAUGCAUGGUAAACACAGUGAAAAUAAAAAAUCUGAACAGAUGAAAAGGAAUAAGCAUCAACACCACUCACAUGGUCAAAUGGAGAAGUCAGCUCCUGGUAACGAAAAUUUAAUGUCAUUGAAUGAUUUAGAAACAGCUGCAGCUGAAAUGCUUGAAGAAGUACCCUAUGUAGUUCUUAGACGUCCACGUUCAGUUGACGUUAAGCAAUAUCAGCUUCAUUUGGAGCAUCAAAGACAACAGGCGGCUGCCUUAGCCGCCGCUGCAGGAGGUUAUCCGUUCCAUCUUUAUCAAGUACCUGGUGCUCAUUACCCUUUUACUUCGCGCCUACCAAUGGGGUCUCAGCUACCAUUUCGGUCUUAUGUUCAGGCCCCACCAUUUCACGGAUUUACUGGUCACGAAUAUGAUGGAGGUCAACAUUUCGAUGUCCCAAUUACUACCGAGUCACAUCGUAAAUGCGGACAGUCAAGUAAACAAAUAUCCAUAAAAGUUCCUCAAGUCACUACAAACAGUCAUCCAAAGAAGAAAGUGAUUCGUGUAAAAAACGUUCCAAGAGAACGCACUCAAGAAGUCGAAAAGAAACGGAAUUGUUGGCUUCAGAAGAAAAUAAUCGAUUGA